This is a messenger RNA of Symbiodinium sp. CCMP2592, 1032 nucleotides long. NCBI's taxonomy places the organism in Eukaryota, Dinophyceae, Suessiales, Symbiodiniaceae. The record is from the annotation of a GenBank genome assembly.
AUGCGUGUACUUGUCCCGGGACCUGGCAACGAAAUCCGAGAAGUCGUGCUUCCAGAAAGCCCUACUAUUGCAAUGCACUGGGAGAUCGCUGGCUGGUUGCUACGGCUUUGGCGACCUCACGUAGCGACGCAGAUGAUCUGCCUGCACUUGCGACUGGCACUCUCCCGUGUGGAUGCCCGAAGCUGCGCCCGUCCCCGCAAGCUGCGGGAUGGGCGACUGAGCCCAGCGUCAUACUCGAUCUCUAAGCAGUUGGACCGUGCCAGGCGUCGCGGCUCGCAAGCAAGACAGGAGACGCUGCCCAAGACAUCACCAACACUGAACAACCAGGCCUGGCCGGCCUCAGAAUGCAACGGUGGCGGGAAAACCAAUACGAAGCAUCGAAGGGAACUGCCAGUGCUGCUGCAACUGCAGGUGUCUCACGCGCAGGACGUCAGCCUGCAAGCGGCUAUAGGGCCUCUAGGGCUCGAAAGGGGUCGUGCCGAGCAAACGUCGUCAAGGAGGGAUGUGUCGAGGAGGGAUUGUGGCCUGGGCCCGGAGCACUUCGCACUUCCUCGAGACAUGGCGGGGCUCUCUGAAGGGGAAUCUAGUGGAAAUGCUGGCUGCUUCGGCGGCUUCGGCUUCGGGCCCGCGGCGCUUCUGGGGUACAAGUGCAUCGAGACAGCAUGGCACGUGCUGACUUUCUGGGGGGCGCCAGACAUCCGCCUGUGCAAAGCCCCCAGACGGAGUGGUGGAAGCUGCUCGUCAUCAGGACAUCGGACUCCUCGCAUGACAGCACAACCCCAGAACAGGCAGGAUGCACGCACGCUGUGCAAAGCACCGUCUGCAGGGCCAGGGCGCCACCACAACAUGCACGGGGCACAGCAGGCACAGCAGGCACGCACUGCCGGGCUUUCCAGCUCCUCGCUCCGAGCGCCCUCAACACGACGCCGCCAGCGGACAGCCUCCAUGACGGAGGCAUUUCCCGGCCGUUCCAUCCAGCUUCACAGCAAAGAAGGAUGGCAUCUGAAGUCAUUCCCUGUGCCGUCGCCAUAG